AUGGAUGGAACAAAUUACUCUGUGGUGACAGAAUUUGUAUUCCUGGGACUCACUAACUCCUGGGAGAUCCAGCUUCUUAUCUUUGUGUUCUCAUCCAUGAUUUUUGUGGGAAGCAUAAUGGGAAACUCACUUAUUAUGAUCACUGUGAUUUUUGACUCUCAUUUACACUCUCCCAUGUACUUCCUGUUAGCCAACCUCUCCUUCAUCGACCUGGGUGUUUCUUCUGUCUCUUCUCCUAAGAUGUUUUAUGAUCUUUUCAGAAAGCGAAAAGUCAUCUCCUUCAGUGGCUGCAUUACUCAAAUAUUCUUUAUCCAUGUCAUUGGGGGUGUGGAAAUGGUUCUACUCAUUGCCAUGGCUUUUGACAGAUAUGUUGCCAUAUGUAAACCUCUCCACUAUCUGACCAUCAUGAGCCCCAAAAUGUGCAUCUUCUUUUUAGUGAGUGCCUGGAUUAUUGGCUUUAUCCACUCCUUGAUUCAAUUGGUCUUUGUGAUAAACUUACCCUUCUGUGGUCCUAAUGUGUUGGACAGCUUUUACUGUGACCUUCCUCGGUUCAUCAAACUUGCCUGCAUAGACACCUACCGACUAGAGUUCAUGGUCACAGCCAACAGUGGAUUCAUUUCUGUGGGCUCCUUCAUUGUACUAAUCAUUUCCUAUAUCAUCAUUAUUCUCACUGUUCAGAAACAUUCUUCAACUGGGUCAUCCAAGGCUCUGUCCACACUCUCAGCUCACAUCACAGUGGUAGUCUUGUUCUUUGGUCCCCUGAUUUUUUUUUAUGCAUGGCCAUCUCCUUCCAUUCAUCUAGAUAAGUAUCUGGCCAUCUUUGAUGCAGUUCUCACUCCUUUUCUAAAUCCACUCAUUUACACAUUCAGGAAUCAAGAAAUGAAGGUGGCAAUGAAAAGAGUAUGUAGACAGCUAAUAAACUAUAGGAAGAUAUCUUAA
Sorex araneus (European shrew) is the source of this 939-nucleotide messenger RNA. RefSeq names its product olfactory receptor 4F3/4F16/4F29-like. Gene Ontology annotation, molecular function: G protein-coupled receptor activity; olfactory receptor activity. Gene Ontology annotation, cellular component: membrane. The record is from RefSeq and is a predicted model, not a curated record. Gene Ontology annotation, biological process: G protein-coupled receptor signaling pathway. NCBI's taxonomy places the organism in Eukaryota, Metazoa, Chordata, Mammalia, Eulipotyphla, Soricidae. The transcript has a single exon. The coding region runs from base 1 to 939 and encodes 312 amino acids.